GUUUCCAUCAUCACCACCACCACCUCUACACAUCUCUCUUUCAGCCCCAUUCUCGUUUUCUCGUCUUCUCGUCGCUCGUUUCUCAUCCGCGACAUCACUACACGCCGGCCACAUGGACAUGGCCAUGGCCCAGACCCCGGUGCCCGUCAUCGGCGCCCACUCCCGACGGAGCAACCUGGGCGCCGAUGCAGCACUGCCUGUGCCUGUUGGAACCAUUUCCACUUCGUCUAUCUUUCUGACUCACGCGGGCCCGUUUCCAGUCACUCGCACCCUCUCUAUCUUUUCCGCCCAGGCUUCCUCCGUUUGAUGGCUCAAUGGCAGCCUGGCGAUUUGGUCCCAUCGCCGUCAUCGCUUCCUGUUCUGUUCCAGUAUCACUGGCAUUAGUAGGUCUGUCCCUGGUCCAGGCAUCCAACCAAAUUCCCCUCCGCCCUUGAUGUCCCUCCAUCCCUCCAUUGAGAAGUGAAUGCACCUUGGUGUCUUCUUCUCAAUUGGCUUCCUCCCACCUCGAGGCUAUAACUCGUCGCAAAACCCCCUCCUUUGUCCAUUGAUCCUUCUUCCUCUUCAUCCAAAACUACAACCCAUUACAAUCAUCCAAAGUGUUCGCCCAGUCACUCUCAUACACUGUCUCGUUGCCCAACCACCAACAGCACCACAGUCCAUCCGGGCUGCCUUCCAACCCCAGCCCAGUCUUGAACAAAGUCGUCACGGUGUCGUAUCCACGCUCCGUCACCUACUACUACUAUACCACAAGGUCUCGUGCUUCUGACCCAUUGGAGCCUGCCUACGAGUACAUCACCGUCGCUCGGUCGCCCAGGACCAGGACCCCUUCCCAUCCGUCACCACCUCCCUUGGUCCAUUCCCAAACAUCCACACCCAUCACAAGUACUCCGUCUACUCCUGUUGAGGCCAUGGCGAGAGGUGCCACGACUCAACGCGUCGUUGGCUUCGCCACGGAGGUCAAGUCCAUCCGACCUCCUGGUGAUGCCGAGCAGUCUGUCAUGGACCACUUUGCCAGACAUGCCGCCAGGUGUGAAGUCUGCAAGGACCCGGAGCACUCUUACAAACACGACAUCCCCCUCUGUGACCGGGGAAAUACCCUGGCCGUGGAUGUUGCCAAAUACGUCUAUUCAAAGGGCGGCAAACCCUUUUCGGUGGUUGAUCGAUUGCAAGGAAAACGCGUCCAGCUUGAAAUCCCACCCGGCUGCCAGGUCAUCAACAGUCUGGUCCGGGCCUUUGACCGGGGAAUGAUCCCCAGAGCCCGCAAUCCUGUUGUCGUCACCCAGGUGGCGCCUACACCAGCCCAUCCAACCCAACCGUCAACUCCAAGGGUGCAGCAGAGGACCGAGCGUCCAGCCUCAUCUUACUCCCCGCGCACGGAGCGGAGGAGAGAAUAUCCUGUGGAGGAGCAUCAGUAUCCUCGAGAGACCCGUUAUCGCUCGGGUGAUGUUCAGAUGGUCGAAAUUGUACCGUCCUCCGCACGCCGGGAAAGACGGGAACCAGUUUACCGUGACCGGCUGGAUGAACGAUAUCGACAGCCGGAACGACAGCCGGAACGUCGAACCAGGCCUGUCAGCUACAUUGAAAGGAGGGGAAGCUUAUACCACAGAGACGAGCAAGAAAACAAGCAACGACAACGAUACGAAGAACAACCGAUUGUCAUUGUCGCGGAACCUAGGCGGAGAUAUGCUACUGUGCGGCUGUGAGCCACAAAUGUCACUUCGGGAAUGUUUACUGUAUGGGCGUUACGACUAUGGGAAUAGAACAUGUAUUAUCAACAAUAUUACACAACACGGCAGGAACUUGAAAUUCGAGGAGGUCAACAGCACAUGGCAUCAAUUACAUACGGCGUCUAGCAAAGGGGGAUGGAUGCUAGACUCAACCACAACAAGCCGUUUCUGAGCGACAUUACAAUCACAUGCACUGGAUGGUCCGGCAAUGACCCGAUACAAAAGGGGAGCCCGACUCGCAGCAGUCCAGCCGAGCUCAGGCUACAGACGGCCCGAAAACAUGGCCUGUUAGGAUAUGAUGGCGGUGGUCGAAACUGGAAGGAUGCCUGAUGGAGCAGAUGGAAGCUACCGCAACUGGUUACUGUACCUUGCUUGAAGCAAUUCUGCCGUUCUUGCAAUUGGCCCGGUCUGGAUUGGGUCUGGAUGAAAAUCCGCGAAUUCAAAAACAGGUAGGAACAUGGAGAGCAUCGAAUCGAGUCGCUUUGGCAGGUUAGCAAUCGAUCAUGUAUCAUGACUGGGAUUAGGACAGCACCUAGAUGGAUCAUCGCGAAGUGGAAUGGAACGGGAGGUACUCCUCCUCCUCUUACUGGGUGCUAGGUAGCUGGUGCUUUGCCAUAGCAGAGUAACAAUACAAGACCAAUAAUGGAACACCACAAAACUUGGAGUGCAGAACAUGAAUCAUCACGUGCGUGAUCUUAUUUAAUUAUGAGAUGUACUGUACAUACGACUACGCAGCGGCCUAGUAUGGUACACU
This is a messenger RNA of Exophiala dermatitidis NIH/UT8656, 2481 nucleotides long. RefSeq lists its product as uncharacterized. The transcript has a single exon. The record is from RefSeq and is a predicted model, not a curated record. Bases 909 to 1703 code for a protein of 264 amino acids. NCBI's taxonomy places the organism in Eukaryota, Fungi, Ascomycota, Eurotiomycetes, Chaetothyriales, Herpotrichiellaceae.